Molecule: messenger RNA, 558 nt
Organism: Scutellospora calospora
Lineage: Eukaryota; Fungi; Glomeromycota; Glomeromycetes; Diversisporales; Gigasporaceae
Source: the annotation of a GenBank genome assembly
AUCCAACCACGUAAACUGACUGUUUUCCGAGGUCAACGUGAUGAAAAUGUCGCUGCACCUAAACAACUUGCUAUACAUGAAGCGGCUCCUACUUCUAAUGCUCGACAACUAAAAAGGACGACCAGUUUUGUACGUAAAAGAGCAGCGUUAGACGAUGUCAGCAACAUAAGUAAUGUACCGGUUGCGACUUCAAAGCAUGCACCAACAAAUGAUUUGGACGCUUUUUCUUUUAAAAAAGUGCCUAUUAAGGAAUCUACUUCUAGCAAUGCAAAUGUACAACCAUUAAAACCAACUGCUGGCGUAAUUCUAAGAAAGCGUUCGGCUAUUAUCAACAACAUAAAUUUUCCAGUUACAGCUAACAAACAAGAAUCAAUUAAUGAGAUAAAAGCUAAUGUCAUAAAGCCCCCAACAAAAAUAGAAAACUUUGAAAAAAUUGAAAACAUAGAAAAAAUUGAAAAAGUAGGAAAAAUAGAACAAAAUUUCUCUUUUUCUCAACAUGCAAGGGAUGAAAAGUUAUUCGUUUUCAAAUCAGGUGCACCUAAUGUUAGAGCUAGACAU